This is a messenger RNA of Astrephomene gubernaculifera, 2240 nucleotides long. NCBI's taxonomy places the organism in Eukaryota, Viridiplantae, Chlorophyta, Chlorophyceae, Chlamydomonadales, Astrephomenaceae. The record is from the annotation of a GenBank genome assembly.
GUUAACAGCAGGCUUUAACCAUAUUUAUAGGUGCAGCUCGCGCUUGGUCCGGGCACCUUGUCUCGUAAGAAACGCUUACACUUGCACAAUGGGAAAGCUAGGCGAGAUAUUAUCGCACCCAGGGGAGAUUCUGCCUCUGGCGCGCAUGUAUCGCGCUGCAAAAAGGGCAGCAAAGCUACCGAAGGACCCAGACCUAGCUUUCUGCUAUGGCAUGCUGAACGAUGUGUCGCGAAGCUUUGCCAUCGUCAUCCAACAGCUACCAAACCCGUUGCGUGACGCCAUCUGCAUCUUCUACCUCGUCCUGCGUGGACUCGACACGGUGGAGGAUGACAUGGCGCUGGACGUUGGCUUCAAGGUGCCAGAGCUCAAACGCUUCCACGAGCGUAUCUACGAGAGGGGCUUCACCAUGGCUUGCGGCUACAACCACUACCAGCGGCUGAUGGCGCAGUUCGGCACGGUGGUGAAUGUGUUCCUGGGGCUGGAGGAGCGGCACCAGCAGGUCAUUGCAGACAUCACGCGGCGCAUGGGGUACGGCAUGGCGGAGUUCAUUGAGAAGGAGGUCAAGACGGUAGCCGACUACGACCUGUACUGCCACUACGUGGCGGGGCUGGUGGGGAUAGGCCUGUCGCAGCUGUUUGCCGCCAGCGGUCUGGAGGCCCCCUCCGUGGCGGCCCAGGAGGAGCUGGCCAACCACAUGGGGCUGUUCCUGCAGAAGACCAACAUCAUCAGGGACUACCUGGAGGACAUCCUGGAGGAGCCUGCGCCCCGCAUGUUCUGGCCGCGUGAGAUCUGGGGCCGCUACGGCUCCAGCCUGGAGGACUUCCAGCAGCCGGCCAACCGCAAGCAGGCGGUGCAGUGCCUCAACCACAUGGUGACGGACGCGCUGCGCCACGUGCCGCACUGCAUGCGCUACCUGGAGCAGCUGCAGCACGUCAUGGUGUUCCGCUUCUGCGCCAUCCCGCAAAUCAUGGCGGCAGGCACCCUGGCGCUGUGCUACAACAACGGAGGCGUGUUCGAGGGUGUUGUGAAGAUGCGGCGCGGCGAGACGGCCACCGUGUUCGAGACGUGCAGCAACCUGGGGGACGUGUACGGCUGGUUCCUGCGCUUCCUGGAGAUCCUGGAGGAGAAGGUGUGCAGCCAGGCUGCCGCGGACGACCCCACCCUGCCCGAGACCCGCCAGAUCGUCACCACCACCCGCCAGCUGUGCAGCAAGGGGCUGCAGCAGUACCGCGUCGCCCACCCGCCGCCCUCCGACGGCCCGCUGGCCCUCCUGCGCGACUUUGGCGCCCUGGCCCUCACCGCCACCUACGCCUACUACGUGUGGGGCCUAGGCGGGCCCGACUCGCUGCCCGCCGCCCUGCAGCCAUACGCUGGUGCUGCUGCAAGCGGUGGUGCUGCGGAGGUGAGGGGGGCGGCUGGAUGGGUGAGAGGUGGUGGGUGCAGAAGACAAAGAAGGCGAAGAUGCCGGAAGCCAGGAGCUCGGAUCCCUCGCAAUGAUAACCUGCUUUAUAAGAUGAAGAUGAGAAGGAAUGAGGUGGACUGGGGUGAUGAAGGUGUCGUAGGCUGUAGCAGAGAGGGAUGUUUGUGGUUUUCGAACGGUGAGAGCGAUGUUAACGAUACGUAGCACGUGCGGUGGUUGGAUGCGUGGCGAGUAUGGUAUGGUGGGGAGCUACUGCGGGAAGAAGGGGAGUGCCAGUGCGCUAUGCGGGUACGUGCGGUGGGGUGAAACGUGCCUCCAGUUAUGGUGGUGUUGGGGCGUUGGAGAUACGUGGUAUGUGGUAUGUUGGUGUCGAGGUAUCAGAGAUGAGGGAGGUUUACAUCGGCCCCGCGGCGUGCGUCCAAGAAGCAGCUAAUUGGAGAAGAUGCUUGCUUUGCUAACGAAUUAUUUGUUUGGCUACGGAUAAGGAAGAGAGACGAGCUUGCUGGCUACGUCUUACUAACUGCAGCGUUGGUUACCGGGCCGUUGCGUACGGCCGUUGCUUUCGAGGCGCCAUGUCGUUUUAUCGGGUGCCGGUAUGCGUCGCAAUCGACGUGCGCCGCUAUGGUGAUUUCAAUCAUGUUGCGGGAUACUUCGUGCUUUUAUAUUAUACAGGAAGGGCUGUCAUGCCACGAAAGACAAGAAGAAGUCGGGAUAAGACUGUGAAUGCACUGCUCUUGGACACCAACCGCGUUGUCUAACCAGCAACAGAGGUUGCUGCUCUUGAGAGAAAACUUCCUACGAAUUGCGAAGGCUAUUUCUG